Molecule: messenger RNA, 486 nt
Organism: Saprolegnia parasitica CBS 223.65
Lineage: Eukaryota; Oomycota; Saprolegniomycetes; Saprolegniales; Saprolegniaceae
Product: V-type ATPase
Exons: 3
Coding region: 49-405 (118 amino acids)
Biological process (GO): proton transmembrane transport
Cellular component (GO): proton-transporting V-type ATPase, V1 domain; membrane
Molecular function (GO): proton-transporting ATPase activity, rotational mechanism
Source: RefSeq, a predicted model, not a curated record
AUUGACUUGUGGUCAUUUCUUCAAGACCGGAACGAGGAAGGAAGCAACAUGAGCUUGGAGAGCGCUACGAAGCUUGUCGGUGUCAUCGGCGACGAAGACACCGUCACGGGCUUCAUCCUCGCGGGCGUCGGCCACCGCACGGCCGAAGGCACCAACUUCCUCGUCGUCAAGCCGACGACCCCGAUCUCGGUCAUCGAAGACGCCUUCAAGCGCCUCUCGAGCCGCGAUGACAUUGCCAUUAUUCUUAUCAACCAGCAUGUUGCCGAAGAGAUCCGCCAUCUCCUCAACGCGUACGAGCAGACGAUCCCCACGGUGCUCGAGAUCCCGAGCAAGGACCUGCCGUACGACCCGUCCAAGGACUACAUCAUGAAGCGCGUCAACCUCAUGCUCGGCGAAGGCCCGUAAAGCGCGCCGUGGACGUAGGAUGGCAUGGGGACGCUGUAGAGGCGCCACCCAUUAUCACACUCACAAUCUUUUGCAUCGUCG